AGGAGGCGGCAGUGGUGGAAGGUAGGGUCGAGAUCAGGGGAACUGCAGCAUUUAGUCAUCUACACUCGCUGCCCGCUCCUUGCUGGAACGGCUGGCCUUUUACUUCCGACGCCAGCCAUGAAUAUCGUCGCAGAGUUUUUCGUUGUCACUUUCAAAGUGCUUUGGGCUUUCGUAUUGGCCGCGGCGCGAUGGCUGAUCAAGCCCAAGGAGAAGAGUGUGUGCGAUCAGGUGUGCCUGAUCACGGGAGCCGGCAGCGGGCUCGGCAGGCUCUUCGCGCUGGAGUUUGCCGAGAGGAAAGCCAGCUUAGUGCUGUGGGACAUCAACCAGGAAAGUAACGAAGAGACUGCUGAGAAGGUCCGGCAGCUGGGCGCCCGAGUGUACACUUACACUUGCGACGUGAGUAAAAGGGACAGCGUUUACCGGACGGCCGACUUGGUGAGGAGAGAGAUCGGAGAUGUGACGGUGCUGGUCAAUAACGCAGGUGUGGUGUCCGGGCAUCAUCUUCUCGAAUGUCCGGAUGAACUUAUCGAGAGGACCAUGAUGGUCAACUGCCACGCUCACUUUUGGACUGCCAAGGCAUUUCUUCCCAAGAUGCUGGAAAUGAACCAUGGACAUAUCGUGACAGUGGCAAGUUCCCUAGGGUUGUUCAGCACUGCUGGUAUUGAGGAUUACUGUGCAAGCAAAUUUGGAGCAAUAGGAUUUCAUGAAUCCUUAAGCCAUGAGCUGAAGGCAUCUGACAAAGAUGGGAUCAAGAUGACACUUGUCUGUCCAUAUUUAGUGGACACAGGCAUGUUUCGUGGCUGCAGAAUAAGGAAAGAAUUUGAGCCCUUCCUUCCACCUUUGAAACCAGAGUACUGUGUGAAAGAAGCUAUGAGAGCCAUCCUCACAGACCAACCAAUGAUUUGUACACCUCGGCUAAUGUAUACUGUAACAUUCAUGAAAAGCAUUAUGCCAUGGGAAGCUGUCGUCUGUAUGUACCGUUUUUUGGGAGCAGAUAAGUGCAUGUAUCCAUUUAUUGCUGAGAGAAAACAGGCUUUGAACAACAAUGAAGCCAAAAAUGAAAUCUAAAGUAAAACUGCUUGCUACAUCCAGCGCUGGGACCCCUCACAGAAGUGCAUGCAACAUUUGACUCGUCAACAUCUCCAUACAAUUCAGAAAGUGUUUGCAGUGACUACGUUUGAGUCAUGCACUCUUGGCAAAUAGCUGUGAAGCUUUAGCUGUCCAUGAUCACGUGGAUAAAGCAGUUAAUACUUUACCUGUGUAUUGAACAAGUCACAAGAUAAAUGUAUUAUGCCAAUCAUUUUGUAUAAUUUUUCUAGUGGUUAGACUUGCACACAUUUUAAUGCCAACUGAGCAAAGUAAGAUAUGAUGUUUUUAACAUUUGACUUUUACUCAGCAAUGCCAUUUUGUGUUUGCUGUUAGAGCUGUAUUUAUGUGAUAUUCAACUAGAGGUGUAGAUAAGUGCAGUACUUUAUAAAAUUCCUGUUACUAUAACUUUUUAAAUAGUGAAUGCACUGUAAUUAUUGACUUCUCCCACAGUCCACUGCAAGUACUUCUGUAAAUCUUAGAAUUACCGCUACAAUGGAAUAUUCAGUUACUUUCUCUCAAACUGCAAAUUUCUCCAAAUGGAUCUUACAGUUUAAAAUUGCGGAACGUGUUCCUAUUCAGCAUUGGAAUACUUUUUUUUAGGAAAAUCUCUCAUUGGUGUGCCUUUUGAAACUAGUUUAAAUGUCCUAUUUUCUGUGGAUUAGUGGUCCAUUUUUUUUAAAGCCUGAAAUUUCUACCUCCUUUGUAUAUCUAUUUGAAUAACACCUAAAUUUGUUUAUCAGAAGUUCUAAAAGUAAUGUCUUCUGUACAUCUUUGUGAUCACUUUAUACAUAGGUCAAUAACUAGUCUUAAGUUUUUUUAAGUAAUAUAGUUAAUGUAAAGAAUUUUUAAUUAAAAUGCCAAUUAAAUGCAAAAGAUGUGCACGAUGUUUAUGAUGCUUGGUAUUGGAGAAACAAUAUUUGAAUUUGAAUGAGUCUCCAACAUAAAUUUCAGCCAUACAUGUUGGGUGACCUAUUGGUUACAUUAGCUAGACUGUGCCUUUCCCAACAUUUUAAAUACAUCUCUUUGAGCUUUGAGAACUUGUACCCAAAUAUAGUCCCCCAAAAGACACUACCACUGAAAUUAAUAACUACCACCGUUUUCCAAAUGAUCACUGCACUGAAAGAAUUCAUGAAGUUUUUCUUAAGCCAAGAAUCUACUGGGCUUAUUGAAACCCUUAUGACUUUUUUCUCUUUUUCUCUCAAUCCUUUCAAAAUUGAAAAUCUUAAUGGGAGCAAUGUGCAGAUUUCUCCAGCUUAUGGUGUUCAGAGUUAACGUGUUAGAAACUUCAUACAACUGCAUUGGACUCCUGGCCACAUUUCUGUUGCCAUGUUGGGGGAAUUAUUUUCCUUCCCACCUAUGAUCUUGCCUAGACUACAGAACCUUUUUGUGGAAGAUGAUGUAAGAUUUCAUGAAGCUCAAGUUUUUGGGCAAGGUACAGUCCAAUAAGGAAAUAGGUUAGGCACUCAUGCUAUUUGGCUGCUAUAAUGGAUACUUUUAGUUUGAAAAUUUGUUACAAUAAAAUGCAUUGACAGACAAAUUUAUUUAUCUUUGGAACAACACUGAUUAUGUGGACAAUAUGAGGACAAGCUAUGAAAGGAUGGGACAGAGUAGAUAGAAACUGUUCAGUAGUUGAGAUCAAGAACAAGAAUCUAUAGAUACAUGAUUGAAUGUAGCAGAUUUAAAACUGAGGGCAGGGGAAUCUUUAUGUAGUUGGAAUUCACUUCCAGGGUUAGUAACUGAGGCACUGGGUAAAUUGUUCUCAAAUGGAGGGUAAGUGGUGACACUGAGUGGUUGGGCUGAACAGCCUGUAACUUCUAUGUACAUGCCUUCAGGCUGGAUAAGCUAAGAAAAAUCUACAUGCUGUAUUAUAACUUGAUUUUGUUUUAAACUUUUAAGCCUUUAAAUUUAGCAGCUGUAAUUAUAGUACAUGGAAGAAAGGGAGUGGAGUCCAUUAGUUCAAUCUAAAACUCUAACAAAGCUUUUACUAUCUAUAAUGAAUAAUGGAGGAAAGGUGAGUUUGUACAUGAGUGUUGAAUCUCUGGGUUGGGUUAAUUACUGUCAUAGCCAAUCUUUGUCUAGAUACUGAAAUACCAUAAUAAAAUUAACUAUUAAGGAAGGAAAUGCUGAUGUUUUCUGAUCUGUUUUGAUUAGAUGUACAGUUGCUGCAAUGCAUAGUUACAUGAGCAUUAGAGUCUUGGGGAUGAAAUGGGUAUAUGUUAGGUACACUUAAGUCCUCACUUGAAGUUGUAGCUUCAUUCCUGAAAAUCAUGACUUUAAGUGAAUCAUGGGUUCCUAUAGGAAUCAAUGUUAAAGCCGGAGUUAGGUUCCUUUGGACAUUCCUCGCCCUGAAAAACCAAUGUACAAGUUGAAAUACUGUACCGUACAUGUGCAGCACUGAGCAUUCCUAGCUGGAAUAACUUGCAAAAUAAAUCACUGAAUAUAAAAGAAGUACUGUAUAAAUUCUAAUUGGAUAACACUUGCCAGCCUCUCUCUUAGACAGUCUCUUGGAGUCAAGGAAGACAUGCUUCCACUCUGUGCAUUGGAUUUACCAGUCAUUUCAGAACCCAGCUAGCCAAUCUCCAGACUCUGCCAUGUGUGGGCAGGUGUUGUUUGGAGGAUCAGUUAGAUGAGUUGCUUGGAGGUUUUUGCACUCUCUGCUACCUUGACUUGGCAUCCGCAUGUUCCUGACCUUGGGUGGAAUUUUACGCUGGGGGAUUUUUACGGUCCCACCAAAGCUGAGUUUUGAACAGCUCGCUGCAUUUUAUGGCCCCACCCCGCCAUCACAGCCGCGCCAUAAGAUUCUGCUCCGAAUCGUUUCGGUGCCUUGCCAGAUGAGCCUUCUCCCAUUUUGGUCAGUCACCAUGAGUGGAGAUGUUUGACCUUUUCAGGGAUGCUUUGAGGACAUUCCUAAAGCAUUUCGUGUUGGUGGCUUUGAGUGAUUCGCACCUUUUAUGUCGGGCAUGUUAGUUUGGGGGAAGACAUUGCCAUUGCACAGCCUGCCUUGCCACUGGAUUUGCGAUGCCUGGUGCCAUGGCCUUGGACUUGGAUUUGAGAUCCUGAUCUUUUUCUGAGAAGUUCAAUAAUUGAAGUUGGGAGUGAUUUUGGUUUUGAAUUGAAGGCGGUGUGCCUGAGCCAGUUCCUGGUCGAGUUAAUGGAUCGAAGGGCCAGGAUUGUCAACAACCUGAAUGUUAUCCAAGGACUGCUGGUUUUCUUUUGCUUCUUCUGGUAGAUUCUCUAUAGAAGCUAAUGCCAUCAUUGAUUAUCCUGUUCACUUUGGCACUGCGUUCUGUUUGGAUCAUCCUCUGAAGAUUUCCACUGUCUCUCUUCUAUGAAUUGGAAAGCUCUUGGCAGCUGUUUCCUUGACAACUUUAGGGGGGUGGGGAAGAGAUGUGGUUUUUCAGCAUGUUCUUCAUUAGCUCAUUAACUCUCUAGCUGCAUUGUCUUCAUUGGACAGUUCCUGUCCAUGGAAUGCAAGCAAUUCCACCACAUCAGCUUCAACCACAUCAUCAAAGCCAGCUCCCCUCACCAAGGUGCUUUCAUACUGAACCUUGGACAGUGCUGUGAGAUUCUCUGUGAUCAACGACACAUACAAGACAAAAUUUCCGUCACACACUGUUCUGAUACAAUGAUAUAACUUCAACCUAUAAGUGAUUUAUUGAUGGUGCCAUUGAUGUUGUAGCCAGCCCAAAAAUCCCUGUCCAGUGCCUUCUCACCAUCCUGUUGCUUUGAGUUGAGAGAAGGUAGGCAUUAGAAGUUGCUAUUGCUUCCUGAUCCAUAGGCUGUAUCAAUGAAGUAGUGUUAAGUGGUAGGAAAAUCACCUUCACAUUUCCAGACAAUUCAUCAAGGCUGACAGGUUAUCAUGGUCAAUUAUCCAAGAAGAGCAAUAUCUCAAAAGGUGAUAUUUUUUUCUUGUGCAAUAUGCCCUCCAGGCAGGGAUGGUAUACAGAGAAUCAUUUUUGAAAGAGUGCCUGUGUCAUCUAGCAUUUCUUAUUUGAACGCCAAAAUACCUGUGAUGUCUCGGACUGGUACACCACUAAGGAUUUAACCAUAAAAUCUCCUGCAGCGUUUCCACCAAGCCGAACAGUCUCUAUCUUUUGGCAGUUUCAGAUCCUGGCACCAUCUUCUCCUCUUUGGAAACGUAUAUUUUCUUUGGCAUACGCUUUCAAAAAAGCCCUAUUUCAUUGACAUUUAAAAGCUUGUUUUGGCAAGUAUCUAAUGUUCUUCAACAACUGGCUUCAAAUAAGCAGGGAAUUCAUCAGCUACUUCUGUAUCAGCAAUAGCUGCUCUAUUGGUCAGUAAUGUGUAGAUAGGAAUGCCCCUUGAAAAGCCUGAAACAUCUACAAAUAGCAUUGAAACUUUGAGAACUCUUACCUUCUGGAAAUCUUCACACACGCUUUUGCUUAGAUGACCAUCAAACUAAGAGGCACCUGCUGCAGGUUUUGGCUUCAAUCCAGACUGCCAAGAGUCUUUCUAUAUUCUCCAUACUGUUGCUUCUAGUCCAACUCUCCUUCCCAACCCUUGAAAGGUAUAACAUUUUGCACACUUUAAUUUUUUGUCAGCAUUACUAUGGAUUGUUCUCACUGUUGUUGGGGUAUCCCAAGCACUCUACCAAUAUCGCCUGACAGUUCUCCAACCUCAAGACAUUUUAAAACAUCCAAUUUCACUGCUUGACUGAUAGAUUUUUCUUGUUUUCUAAGCAGCAGACUUGCUACCACCACUGACUGGGCAUUUCUGACUCAUGCUUAAGAGUGAUUCUGAGGGACCACAGCGGGAAAUCACAAGUCUGAAAGAAGGGACUUUAAAAUGGCUGCUCAGUCUCACCUGCCACAGACUUGAAGGGUCAGCUUUUGGGGCUCAAAAUUUAAUCGGACAAUUGCAGAGUCAGCCUCCUGAAGGGUAAUUAAUGUACAGGGUACUGCGUUCUGUAUUUUUCACCCAAACAAGCCCUGCGACAAGAAAAACAAUUUUUUUACCUGUGUACAGUAGCAAAUGCCCCUCUACCUCCUCCAAUAUAAAGCUCCAUAGCAGGCACCUAGGAAUCCGAAAUUGAAAUCAGCUUGCAGAGUCAAGAAAUGAGACUUUACUUCACAGAAAUGAGAAGCCCAGGCUUCAAUUUCUUCCUUGCAAAAAAAAAAACCUGUUUGGAUAUUCUUUCUUCUUCAGAACUUUGCUUCAACAUUUUUUUAAAUUGAAGUUCCCUCGAGCGCAGACAAAGACCUCACUUCAGAAUAGCGCUGAUCAGGUCAUGGGACCCAAGUCAGAUCGACGUUAACAGGAAGACGCACAAUGCUAAAGGGCAACUCUGCCAUUGCAUGCAAACAACGUAAAAACAAAAAUGGCAACACAAAUCGGAAAAACCAGCUCCAAAGAAUAAGGGAUUUUAAAAAGGAAAUCACAUUAAGCUAGGCAAGAACAAGGACAUACUGUAGUGCAAGAAGAGUUCAUAGCAAGUUGGCAACCUGUUUUACACCACACAAUUAUUUUCCAUUAGACAAGGUUUAAAAUGGGCUGCUGAUUUGCCAAGAGCCCUGUUCACGCUACUGGUUUCAUCCCUUUUGGUAAGAAAAUGGAGUUAACUUUUUUUGAACAUUCCUCCAAAAAAACUUUCUCGCUUUCCAAUAGAUGCGGUGAGUGAAAUCUUUCUUCAUUCUGAUUAUACAUUCCUUCCAUCCCUUAAGGAGCUUAACACAUGAUAGGCUCCUUGGUAGUACUGAACUUGAAUAUUGGUGUAAAAGAAAGUCAUGUUGCCAAAGCUUUUCAUUUUGCACUUGAGGACAAGCGCAAAAAUGCUAAAUUUCAAACUAUUGCAACAAUUUAUACUUUAAGAAGAAAGGGUGCUGAUUGGUUGAUUCGGUACUGUUGGAUGUGGCUCUGCAGUUGGGCAGCACUUGUUAACCAAUCCUGAGUGCACUAAUAGCAACACUAACAACCAAUUUAAGAUGAUCAGUCAAGACCAUAACAUGGAUCAUUUACGCUUGCUAGAAGCAAUGUGCAUUCGUACGCAGGUAUGUGUUCUCUGGAAACAAAAGGAAGUAUGUUCGAACAUUGCACCUUUUUUGAAUUAUGUGGGAACUUGGGGAGCCUAUAGUUUCCUGUUGCUUUCUCCACUGCAACAUCUCACUCAGAGUCGACUUGCCAAUCAAUCAGUAUCCCUUUCUCCUGCGAUAUAAAUUGUGGCGACCGUUUGAAAUUUGGCAUUCUUUCAUUUUGUCUCAAAUGCAAAACAAAACUUCAAUAGCAUGCCUCUCUUUUCAGCAUUAAAGUGAUUAGAGAAUAACUACUGUAUGCACCUCAGGUGCAUGGUAGUAGUUUCAGCUAUCCAAUAAAAUCUAUCUUAAUUUGGUCAAUAUUUCGACUUACAAAAUUUGUCAAUUUUAUUAGCCUCUUGUGACUGCCAGAAGUUUACUUAAUUUUACUGCUUUCAUUCUCUUUGCAAAGUACUAAAUGGUUUUCUAUUGAGAACUUUCUUCUAGAUGUGGAGGACAUAUUAAUGAUUAGGGUACUGACAAACUUUUUGUUGUCUUUUUUCAAAAUCCCUAUCUUUUGCUUGUUUACUUAGAAUCACUGGAACUCCAUUUUCACCAUGUAUUGGACUCAUUUUCACCAUGUAUUGGACUAAUUUAUUGGAAUCCGGGAGAAAUCGUGUUACUCCAGAUGUUUUGGAAGGAAAAAAAAUCAUAGCUUUUCACAAUAGAAUAGUAUAGCUGUAUUAUUGUUGGACCCCACCGAUCCAGCAUAAUUUUGUAGUCUAAAUUCUAGAUACGCAUAUUUGUUUAGAAUUCAAAGGGGUGUAGCUUGCAAGAGGUCAGUUGCAAUAUUUUUUAAAAUUAAAACCAUAGUAACUUUAGAAAACUGCAUUGCUUCCAAAAUGUGCUCACGUCAAAAUGAUUGAUUCAUCUGUAUCUUGAAAUCGUUCCCCUUUACUCAAAACCUUCAAGAUAUAUCUCUAACAAGAUUUACUCCCUUCAUAUGUCUUCAGAUUUUUUUAAUGCCCUGGUACUGCACAAUAUUGAUGGAAUUUUAUUUUUUCAGCAUUUAUUGAUUAUGAGCAUUAACAUAAAAUUAAAUUUAUUAAUAUUUUGGGAUAACUUGUGUAGCUUAACAUUUGAUGUAGCACAGGUCCUGGAGUGUCUUGUGGAAAUAUUGAAGGUCAGUAAACACUCCUCAGAAUUCUGCUGGAUAUAGCUCCUCUUAAAAAAAAUCUUGUCCCUGUAGCUUUGAUAUAUUGAGUAGACAACUAUACUGUUUCCAGUGUAUUUAAUACAAUUCUCCUAACAAUGGAAAAACUCUAAUAAAAGGUUAACCAAU
Molecule: messenger RNA, 8397 nt
Organism: Carcharodon carcharias (great white shark)
Lineage: Eukaryota; Metazoa; Chordata; Chondrichthyes; Lamniformes; Lamnidae
Product: retinol dehydrogenase 10-like
Exons: 5
Coding region: 118-1068 (316 amino acids)
Cellular component (GO): lipid droplet
Molecular function (GO): oxidoreductase activity, acting on the CH-OH group of donors, NAD or NADP as acceptor
Source: RefSeq, a predicted model, not a curated record